CAGCAACAGAGCGACCGCCCCAAGCUCUUCAUGCCGCCCAUGACGCACAUGAACAUGCACGUGCCCGCGCAGCACGACUACAACCACCUCAUGCAGCAACACCACGCGCAACACCAGCAACACCAGCAACAUGCCAUCAAAUACGAGCCGGGCGCGCACUACUACCAGCCUGCGCCUCCUGCCCCUUCCGCCCAACACGCGCCGCUGCUGCACGUGUCGUCCUCCGCGUACCAGCCGCAGCCCACGCCGCCCAGCGCCGGCUCGAGCCCCGCGGCCAAGAAGCGCUCGCGCGAGGACCUGAACCUCAAGGAGAAGCAGCGCAUGUUCAAGCUGAACGAGCGCAUCGCGCAGCUCAAGACGCUGCUGGACGACGCCGGCGUGCAGACCAAGAAGAGCAAGCAGAGCAUCCUGGACAACACGACGCACCUGAUCGAGAAGCUGCAGAGCGACCUGCUCAUCGCCAACCAGAAGGCCGAGCGCGCCGAGCGCCAGGCCGACAGCUUCCGCGCGCAGGGCAGCCGGGCCGGCUCCGCCAAGGUCGACAAGCUGCUGCGCACCUGCUUCGAGCGCACGUCCACGCCGCGCGUGGUGGUGGACUUGGGCUUCAAGACAGUCACGUUUAACGCCGCCUUCGCCAAGUUCGUGGGCGUCUCGGAGCCCGCGCUCAAGAAGAAGAAGACGCUGCGCCCGUACCUCUGCGCGGACAAGGAGGCGCUGGACAGUGUCUUUGAGAAGACGCGCGACUCGAAGCAGUCGAGGGGCGCGCUGGUGAAGACGCCCGCUGCAGGGGGGAAGAGCGUGGCGGUGAGUCUCGUGGCAGCCGCUGUGACCGACGACAGCGGCGAGGUCGUCAACAUUGAGUUCAGUCUCAUCCCGAUGGAC
This is a messenger RNA of Phytophthora sojae, 882 nucleotides long. RefSeq lists its product as hypothetical. Gene Ontology annotation, molecular function: protein dimerization activity. The record is from RefSeq and is a predicted model, not a curated record. The annotation marks the transcript as partial. Lineage: Eukaryota; Oomycota; Peronosporomycetes; Peronosporales; Peronosporaceae. The transcript has a single exon.